GACCAAAUUGAUUAUCAGAUGUAUUAUAUGCCAAUUCCCACCUCCAAAAAUUAGAAAGUUUCAAAUUUUACCCACCAAGAUCCUUUAAAAAUUGAAUCUUUUCUUUCUUGAUCUCUCAAAUUUUUUCUAAAUUUGUUGACAUAUCAAUCUUUCCUAAUACCCCAUUUGGGAAAAAUGCAUGAUUUUUGCUUUACAAUCCCUUAUGGGUUGAUUCUUGUGUGUGGUGGAAUUUUUGGAUAUUUCAAGAAAGGAAGCUUAGCUUCACUAGGUGGAGGUUUGGGUACUGGUUUUUUGCUUGUUUUAGCUGGUUACUUGAGUCUCCAAGCAUUUCACAAGCGCAAAAACUCUUACUUUGCUUUGAUUCUUGAAACAGUUUGUGCUGCUAUGUUAACAUGGAUCAUGGGACAGCGGUACAUGCAAACUUCAAAGAUAAUGCCAGCUGGUGUCGUUGCUGGUAUCAGUGUGGUAAUGACUGUAUUUUACCUUUAUAAGAUCACCACGGGUGGAAACCAUUUCCCUUCUAAAGCUGAAUAAUGGCAUUUCACUAUAACCGCGGUUUCAGCUCCAGACUCUUUGUAGUUUGUACUGAGAAGAGCUGGACUCUUAUUGCGUAUAGUAUACGGCCAAACUUACACACUGUUUUAUUUUAUUUUAUUGAACUGAACAGCAUUGUCUCAAUGAGUAGAAUUUGAAUUUGUGGUACUGUUCUUGGCAUUUUUUCUUUGAUUCAGCAUUUGAAUUUGCAGCUAAGGUGUAAUUUCUGGCUGUUAAAUGAAAUUACAAUCAACAAAUGAAGUGAAUCUCCAAAAACAACUUGGAAAGAAAUUUAUAAAAUAGUUAGAUUAACCAUAA
This is a messenger RNA of Solanum dulcamara, 852 nucleotides long. RefSeq names its product protein FATTY ACID EXPORT 5-like. Bases 175 to 534 code for a protein of 119 amino acids. The record is from RefSeq and is a predicted model, not a curated record. NCBI's taxonomy places the organism in Eukaryota, Viridiplantae, Streptophyta, Magnoliopsida, Solanales, Solanaceae. Gene Ontology annotation, cellular component: membrane. The transcript has 3 exons.